ACAUUUGUAGAACAUCUCCUGACCAUUCAUUUAAUUUCUGCAUUUCAACAGAAAUUCCGAUUCAUGGGUUGGUAGUUUAAAAAUUUGGAACAAACGAUCUACUGGGGUAACCUCGGACGGAAAAAAACAUAAUGAUUCACACAACUUUCGGCUUUUUCCAAUAAUCCUCAAUUAGAUAAGCUAAACGAAGCAUCGCUACUUAUCAAUCGAUAAGAAAUUUCUUGUUUGGGUGAGAUAAGUUGGCAGCCGUAAUGUUUGGCAGUUGACACAUGAUCGGCUGUUUACAAAUGGCCGAUGACAGCCCCUUUUUGCUUCAAAUUUGAGCCAGCAAACGGGCACACAAUGGCAUAUUUUCACUACCGUUGCGGCGAACGCAUUACUUUAUUAAACGACAAUUGUACGGCGGUGCGCAGCGACAGUGACUUCGACAAUGGUUUGGUAAUAACGGCCGAACCCCUCGUCAACGAUGUCCUUUUCGAAAUAAAAAUCGACAGAAAAGUCAAUUCCUGGUCAGGGAGCCUCGAAAUUGGCGUGGUUGACUGUGACCCCUUGCAUUUCGAUUUUCCGGCAUGCUCUUCAAAAAUACAAGCCACCUCAUGGAUCAUGUCAGGAAUGUCGUUCUUCAAGAGCGGAAAUUGUGUAAUUGAGAGGUAUGGCGCCGAUUUGGAUAAAUUAAAUCAGGAUGAUAGGAUAGGUUUAAUGCGCACAUCUGAGGGUGAUUUAAUUUUCUACGUCAACGGGGAGUCCCAAGGAGUCGCCGCUGAAAACAUCCCAAGUAUAGUCUAUGCCAUAGUCGAUGUUUACGGCAAAUGCGUCCAAGUCAGUAUUACUAGUCCCGCCCUCCGGGAACACAACAACGACGACUGCCUCAGCGGCAGUUCGGUCCUGGCCAUAGAAAACGAUAUCUUAAAUGUGACCCUAGGGGGCGACUUAAGCGAACUCAGCAUGAGCAGUAGUAACAGUCUUGAUAUCCGUAUGGAUAUGAACGUGAGUCUGAGUCUCCCAGAGGAGUGCCCCCGACCAGAUAAGUUACGUUUCCACGAUCGUUGCGGCUCAUUGGUCAAACUAUCAAACGGCAAUCGGACAGCUGAACGUCGCCGGCCUUUAGACGAGUUCAACAACGGGGUGGUCAUGACCCACCGCCCCCUACGCGACUCGGAGCUGUUCGAAAUCCGAAUUGACCGCCUCGUCGACAAGUGGAGCGGCAGUAUCGAGAUGGGCAUCACUACGCACAACCCCAGCACGCUGGUAUUCCCCGCCACGAUGACCAACAUGCGCAGCGGCACCAUAAUGAUGUCCGGUUGUGGCAUCCUAACGAACGGAAAAGGCACCAGACGCGAGUACGGCGACUUCAACCUCGACGAGUUGAGCGAAGGCGAUCGCGUCGGCAUGAUGCGCAAGCCCGACGGCAAUUUACACUACUUCAUAAAUGGGCUGGACCAGGGGGUGGCCGCCCAACGCGUCCCUUCCACCGUUUGGGGCGUGAUCGACCUCUACGGCAUGACGAUCAAAGUAUCGAUCGUUGAACGCGACGAAAGAGAAGAGCAGAAUCUCAUGACGCGUAAAAACACCCGCGACCAACAAAUCCCAGUCCCUGAUCCCCAACCUCUUCCCGACUACUAUGACCGGUUGACCUUUCAUCCGAAUUGCGGUACGCAUGCGCAAGUUAUUAAUAAUGGCAGGACUGCCCAUAGGCCGAACGCAGCCGAUGAUUUUAAUAACGGGGUGGUGCUUACGGGGCGGCCUUUAAAAACGGGGGAGUUGUUCGAGGUGAGGCUGGAUAGGGUGGUGACGAAGUGGGCGGGGUCGAUUGAAAUAGGCGUGACGACGCACAGUCCGGUUGAUUUGGAGUUCCCGUUUACUAUGACGAAUGUGAGGUCGGGGACGUGGAUGAUGACGGGAAGUGGGAUUAUGCACAAUGGGACGAUCGUUUUGGAGCAAUAUGGGGUCAAUUUGGACAGGUUGCAAGUGGGGGAUCGCGUGGGCGUGGUCAGGAAGGAAAAUGGGUUGUUACACUUUUUUGUCAAUGGGGUGGAUCAAGGGGCGGCCGCUUCGAACGUCCCCGAGAAAGUUUUCGGAGUCAUAGAUUUAUACGGCCAGGCUGUUGAGGCUUCAAUCAUCGACAUGUACGACUAUGGAUCACCCGAUACAAUUAACUCGAGUUUAUCCAACACAACACUUUACAGUGAUUUGAGGUUUCACCACGUUCAUGGCAAAAACGCCCGGAUUGUGAACGGGGGCUUGACCGCGUUAAGGCCUCGCCCCCUUUCGGAAUUCAAUGAUGCUAUUGUGUUUUCGAGUCGGCCGCUUCGCGACGGCGAACUUUUCGAGGUUUGUCUCGACAAUAUCGUCGAUCGGUGGUCGGGAAGCAUCGAAUUAGGUGUGACCGCCGUUCGCCCCGACGAUAUCGAGCUUCCGGGCACCGCCACCGACCUCUGUCGCGACACCUGGAUGCUCAGCGGAUCCUCCAUUAUGGAAAAUGGCACCACGGUCAAAAACAACUACCCCUGCGACUUGGACACUCUCGACGCUGGCGUUCGAAUUGGAGUCGUGCGUUCAAGCGACAAAACUUUGGAGUUUUACAGAGACGGUGUCCCCCAAGGACCCGCCUGUAUUGUCCCCCACAGUACGGUAUAUGCCGUUGUCGAUCUCUACGGGCAAUGUGCCCAAGUUAGCAUUCCUUGUGUCUCCCCACUUGUUCCUAUUCCCACAAAUUUAGAUAACUGUCCCCGGUCGGACACUUCCAUUAGUUUGCAAGCGGUUAGUGUAGUCCAACCGGCGGUUCAAACCGAUCUACAUAUCUUCUCUGAUUGUCACGGCAAAGGCGUGUGUUUGAGUGACGGUGGCCGAUUGGCCAAACGCACGAAAGAUUUAACCGGGGCGGUGGUAUGUAGCGCCACAACGCUCGAAAGGGAGGAGCUAUUCGAGGUCACUAUAGUUUCAUUGGUCGAGCAUUUGGCCGGAAGUAUAGUCAUAGGCGUGUCGGAAACACCUCCCGGGAAAUCCAACAUUAAUAUCUUCGAACAAUGUUGUUACAUCACCGGGAACGAACUCAGAUUUAGAAACAAAACAAUUCAGUUAUUUACUCCGAGCUUGCAUUGGCUGAACGUCGGGGACCGAAUCGGGUUACUCCGAACGCUCGAUGGCGCUUUAAAAAUUUUCAUAAACAGUGAAGAAUUAAACUUGUGUUUGCCCCCUCUCCCUGAGACUUUAUACGUGGUUGUAGACCUGAAAGGGUCGUGUAAUGCCGUCGCCGUGACCAGUCACAAGUCACCCUUGUGGUCCCUAAACAGCGCACGGUUGCAAGACAGUCUCGAACUUUGCAACCAAGAACAAAUCGAACUGGUCAGAGAUCCGGACGUGUCAACAAUUUACGAAUUUCACGACAACCACGGACGAAAUAUCGAGAUUGUUGAGGGUCGUACGACUGCGAGACGUGUCGCUUCAUAUAAUCAGGGCGUGGUGAUCGCUCAGCCCGCCCUCGAGAUCAGCUCAAAGGUCCAGAUCAUAAUCGACCAACUGGAGACGCGAUGGCAAUCGUCGAUUAUCGUGGGCGUGGUUUCGGGACCACCUGAACGUUUGAAUCUACCUGUCAAUGCACUGGCGUUCAAAGCACCGUGUUGCAUUGUCGCAAACGAUUGGAUUUCGGUGAACGGGGUCAAGUCACGUUCGAACUUCGGCCAACGUUUGAGUAAUUUACAAGUUGGCGAUACUGUGGGUGUUAUGUUGACCCUUUCCGGGUUGAAGUUGUUAGUGAAUGGGAUUGAGGAGGAAGCUUUGUCUUUUGUUUUUCAAACGGGGCAAGCCAUUUACGCUGUUUUUGAUCUCUACGGGCAGUGCCAACAGAUUAAAAUCUUGAAUGAUGUUGCGCAAGAGGUGGCCGAAAAUUCGGUCACUGAUUACGAAAAGGCGGACCUUGAAAGUUGCGAAAAGGAGCGACUGACUUUACCCAUACCCUCAGCAAGUACUAGUCUAACAUCGUCAGGGGGCGUGUCGCGUCCCUCACCGCCUAGUCCAAUCAAAUCGCUGAUUUGUUCCUACAGGGACGAGUGUCUCACGUUUAAGAAACGCCUCCUUUUGCCAGAUAAUUAUUUUACGUCAGACGACCCGAUCUGCCACUGCUCGACUUGCAUAAAAGGCGAGAAAGAUAACUCUCUCCUGGGUUGGGUGAAAUUUCCUCUGAAAAAUUCAGCCAAUACAGCGACCGAUAAGUGGCACACGGCCUUCUACGUGUGUAAGGUGGGGGCGGUGCGUUGUAUACUCGACAAAGGGCAGCCGCUGACCAAAGGCCAGGCCCAGUGGUGUAAUCUAGUGGCACAGAAAGAAGACGAUGUCCAAGUCGUUUUUUACCCAACCUUACAAAACUGCAAGACUUCAGGGUACAAGACAAACAAUCGAGUGGUCCAUGCCGCUUUUCAAUUGUUAGUCAAACCGAGCGCCUACUCCGUAUCGAGGGAUCCACCCGAAUGGAGCACCAAAGAAACCGGAGCAAUUGUUCUACAUUCGCUUUUGAUUCAAAUUGAAUGUAAUUAAAUGUGUAGCGAUUGGUGUGUGCAAUUAAACAUUCGGAAUUUUUUUUGUCGAGCUGUGAUUAUGUUAACGAAUUUAGUCUGAUGAUUGGAACAAGUCGAAGAUGUGAUAUUAUUUUUCCCAAAUUCGUCAUCAAACUAAUUUUAGAAUAGGUUACCGAUGUAUUUAUUUACAACAAGCAGAUUUUAUCCAAGACACACGGCACUGUAGUAUACGUUAAGUUUGUUUACGGACCGAAUAAAACAUGUUGACCACAA
Tribolium castaneum (red flour beetle) is the source of this 4787-nucleotide messenger RNA. It is a transcript of the gene Neurl4, whose product is annotated as Neuralized E3 ubiquitin protein ligase 4. NCBI's taxonomy places the organism in Eukaryota, Metazoa, Arthropoda, Insecta, Coleoptera, Tenebrionidae. The record is from RefSeq and is a predicted model, not a curated record. Bases 295 to 4533 code for a protein of 1412 amino acids. The transcript has 11 exons. Gene Ontology annotation, molecular function: ubiquitin protein ligase activity.